AUGAAAGUAAUUUUGAGAAAAAGGAAUGGAAAAUUUAUAGACUGUUUUGACAUUAGUCCAUCAACAACAGUUGACCAAUUUAAAGAACUAUUUUAUAUCAAAUACCAUUAUUAUCCUGAAAGGCAAAAAUGGAACUUAGAUAAUGCCACAGGAAAAACACUUGUUAGUGGAACAUUAAGCGAAGUUGGAAUAAAAGAUGGAGACAUAUUAAUAUUUAAGGACUUAGGUGUACAAAUAUCAUGGCGAUUAGUUUAUGUUAUAGAAUAUUUAGGGCCAAUUUUGAUUUUUCCGUUUUUUUAUUUUUGUGAUAAAUAUAUUUAUUCCCAUACUGCAAAAAAUAAGCAUAUAAUCCAAAUAUUAUCCUUAUGGUUUUUGUUAUUUCACUUUUUGAAAAGAGAAUUUGAAUCCCUAUUUGUCCACAGAUUUAGCAAUGCAACUAUGCCAAUAGUGAGGGUUCCAAUAAAUUGUGGACAUUACUGGAUACUAUGCGGUGUAAAUAUUGGGUAUUAUUUAUUUCACCCGAAAUACAAGCCGUACAAUUUGGGCUCCAAACCACAUUUAGUCUAUUAUAUUUUUUUUGUGUUACUAGUUUUAGAGUUUUUAAAUUUGAAAUGUCAUUUAAUAUUAAAAAAUUUAAGACCAAGAGGCACGAAAACCAGAGGGAUACCAUAUGGAUAUGGAUUUAAUUACAUAUCUUGUGCAAAUUAUUUUUAUGAAUCGCUAAUAUGGAUUAUAUUUUCACUUAUAACAAAUACACUAACAGGUUACAUUUUUUGCUGUGUUGCAAUAACACAAAUGGCAAUUUGGGCAUUAAAGAAGCACAAUAGUUACAAAAAGGAGUUUCCACAUUAUCCAAAAAAUAGAAAGGCAAUAUUCCCAUUUGUUUUGUGA
This is a messenger RNA of Plasmodium vinckei vinckei, 891 nucleotides long. Its product is annotated as 3-oxo-5-alpha-steroid 4-dehydrogenase, putative. The transcript is spliced from 10 exons. Gene Ontology annotation, biological process: very long-chain fatty acid biosynthetic process. The coding region runs from base 1 to 891 and encodes 296 amino acids. The record is from RefSeq and is a predicted model, not a curated record. NCBI's taxonomy places the organism in Eukaryota, Apicomplexa, Aconoidasida, Haemosporida, Plasmodiidae. Gene Ontology annotation, molecular function: protein binding; oxidoreductase activity, acting on the CH-CH group of donors.